UACUAAAGUAGUCUAAUACCGCGUUGUUCGCAGUGCAUGAAAUGGGUCACAAAAACAUGGUUCUCUUGAUGUUGACCUUGCUUUCUUUCUGUUCCGGAAAUAAAAUCUACCCUGCCACCCAGAACGUCACGGAGGAAUUAAUUCGGAGGUAUGGCACGCGGGGAACUCUGUCUCGGGAGGAAUUCCUUAGCUUAGGGACAGCUCUUCAGACGGGACCAAUAAAGUUCAAUGCCAUUGAUGGGAACGACUCUUGUCAAUGCCAAACUUUCAGCCAGAUAUUCCAGGGAGUGUCCGGUGGAAGUACCCGGAUUAACGGCUCAUCCCUGACUGCCGCCUGCCCCCUGUUGCUGCGGAAACUUCAUAAUGAUGACUGCUGUUCCGACUCACAAUCCAUUGUCCUCGAGCAUGCUAGGAAACCGCCUAUUGGAAAAGCAUGGGGGUAUGGUAUUGGUUUUGUGAGCUUGGUUGUCCUAAUCUCUAACAUAGGGGUCUUCCUUGGACCAUGUAUUCACACGAACGCAUUCAGGAGAAUUCUUAUGUUCUGCGUGGCUCUUGCCGUGGGAACGCUCGGCUCCACGGGAUUUUUAGUUCUUAUACCUGAGUCUAUGCAUCUUGGAGGAGAAGAUAGCCCAGUUCCAAAUUUUCAGUGGAAAAUGGCCACCGUCAUUGGCGGGGCGUAUUUUGUAUUUAUUUCUGAACGUCUCUUGAAAUUCAUCCUUGACAAGCGCAGGAAACAGAGAUAUAGCUCUGAAGAUAAAAUCGAUGACCCUAUAGAUGAGAAGAAAGAAAACGGUAAUGUGGAAUUGUUACAUGUAGAGAAGCAACAUCAUGUACAUUCCCAUAAACUAGAGAUUGUGGAGAAAGAUGGCAGAAAGGAAGUAGCGCCCGUGGCCUGGAUUCUGCUCAUUGGAGACGCCAUCCAUAAUUUUGUGGAUGGAUUAUCUAUAGGGGCGGCUUUUACAGAAAAUACGUUGCUAGGGAUUAGCGUUUCUUUGGCUGUUUUAUGCGAAGAGUUGCCGCAUGAAUUAGGUGAUAUCGCGAUCCUUCUUCAUGCUGGCUUAAAAAUGAAAAGGGCGCUUUUGUUAAAUUUCAUAGCUGCCGUGCUUUGUUAUGCUGGACUUAUAAUAGGAAUUUUGGUGGGAGAAAAUACCCAUGCCAAUCAAUGGAUAUUUGGAUUUGCAGGAGGAUUAUUUGUAUACAUUGCAUUAAGUGACAUGAUUCCAGAAAUGAGAGAGCAGCUAGCAGAGGCCGAAUCAAGCGGUUCUGAAAAUAUAUAUUUAGUAUUCUUCAUCCAGAAUUCCGGAAUGGUGCUUGGGUUUUUCAUUAUUCUGUGUAUUGUUCAGUUCGGUGGUGAAAUACAAGUAUAUUUAACCAUGUAUCCACAUUUGGGGCCUCAGGCCAGUCAUCCAAAAAGACGGAAAAAGAGGCCGAUCCAUGGAAUGAAAACAGUGGACGUGACCAGGGGGAAAUCGGGGUAUGGCUUCACCAUAUCAGGACAGCAUCCAUGUGUUUUGAGUGUGAUUGUUCCAGGAAGUCCAGCGGAUGUGGCCGGACUAAAGACGGGAGAUUAUGUGGUGUCGGUAAAUAAUCAGAACGUCACUAAGUACCCUCACGACGAUGUGGUACGCAUGGUGGGGAUAUCCACGGGAACGCUCACCCUUCAGGUGGCGGAAAAUUACAACAGUUCCGAUUCCUCAGACGAUGAGUAUCACCACAGAAACAAAGCCAGGUAUCCGAAUAGGGUUCGCCCGCGUCACGCCUCUAGUCGCAGUGAGAAAAUUCUCGGAGAGUGUAACCAAAAAGACAAGCAUGCCCACAAUGAAUACAAACACAAGGAUCCUCAUUGGUCAAAAAGUGACUUGAAACUAACACAGGGCCAAUCAAGAGUAAGGUUACAUGAGCCAGUCGGUGCUGAAAAUGUUUAUUCCAGUUCAUCCAGUUCUAGUCUGAGUACACCAAAACUUUCACGACCUUUAUUGGUUGAAAAACACGGAUACAAAACCUAUGAUCCUCUUUCUCUGCAGCUUCCCAGAACCAAGCAAGCAGUCGUCAAGAGUACAUCCCAGAGUGCAAAGUCCUCACAACAAACCAGUAGCCAGCACGACAGACACAUGAAAUCACAGUCAAGUGGGACAUUACAUGGGUCCUUCAUAGCACCUGGAAUUUCAUCUUUCCUGAAAACGUCUGCUCAUCAAGCAAACUCGGCAAACAAUGCCUUCAUCGCCAUGGACGAUGACGAGGAAGAUGGCGAUGACGAAGAGAGUCUGCUGAAUUGUAGCUUUCACGACAUGCGGGUGGUUGUGGGUUAUAUUGGUUCUAUAGAAAUGCCUAGCGAUGCCAAUAAACCUCACAUCAGACUUCAGUCCAUCCGCAAUGCUGUAAGGAGACUGAGAGUGGAGCAGAAGAUCCACACACUGGUUUUAAUGGAAAUCUCACAGGAAGGAGUGAAGCUGACCAAUGGAAUGGGAACCACUGUGGCUCAUUAUCCAGUGGAGAGGCUGGCCUUCAGUGGAGUGUGUCCUGAUGACAAGAGGUUUUUUGGGAUCGUGACUCUUCACAGUGUCAGUGGGGAUGAGAUGAGUGAUGGAACUGCUAGUCAGGAGGAGGAAUCUGCCUCCAGUGGGUCCUGUCACGUCUUCAUGGUUGACCCUGAAAUGAGGUUCCAUAACAUCCAUGCUCAAAAAGCCAAAACUUUUGGCAUCACCUGCACCACAGCUCCCGAUCGACAUCACCAAGAGAGAAGCCAUUGUUCAGAGUUUCCUAGAUCUGCCACCCCCAUCAUUGUCUCCAUAACCAAUCUGUACAAAGAUCGUCCUGCUGGUGUAAACGACAAUGAAGUGGCCUUAUCUCAGGCCUUCGCUGAUCCUUCCAGAGAACCUAGAAGAAGCAUCAGUAAUAGCAGCAACAGUGACAGCGGACUUGGUCUGGGCAGACAUGAUCCUGGUCGUCUGCAUGGAGCAGAAGCAGGGGCCCAGCAACCAGGAAACCCAGCCCCUAAUCCUCCCCAAGAUGUCUGGCAGAAUCCUAGCUUCCCUCUGGUGGACGGUCCUGUCCAGCAUUGUUCACCUGGAAUACAAACCUUGCCAACACCAUUACGAGACUCCCAGCUGAUGCCAGCCCCCUCUAGUGUGUUCAGAAGACUGAAUAGGUCUAACAGUAGUGAUGAUUGCUCAACAUUAAACAGACAGAAAGACAAGUUCAAUAUAAGAGCCAUGCCAGACCCACUCAAUACAUCAAGAUUAAGGGCCUCCCACAAGGGGAAUAAACCUUACCAACCCAAUGACAGUGAUCACGAAUCAAACUCCUCCAAAAAUAGUGACAUGUUUCGCUCUUUUUCCCACAAUGACUUGCAGCGACCUUUAUCUGUUCCUCCCAGAACUGCAGAAGAUAGCUUCACAACCCCUCUCAACAACAGCAAAGUGGAGAAAGUGGAAAUGGAGGCCAACAAGAAGUUGAGUCCUCGAGCACAUCUUCCACCCUUCCACCAGCUGCGUUCUCCUUCCGCUCCACCCACUGUUCAUCAGCAGAACGAUUCAGAUGCGGAAGAUUUCGAUUUUCCGCACAACAGUAGUGGAAUGGGGGGCCUGAUUGAACGGUUUGAGCAGGACCACGCUCUCAGAAUUUCGUCUCCUGCUGAUGUGACCAGACGCUACUCCGAGGGUUACUCUCUUGCUAUCAAGAGAGACAAGGAUAGAACGCCGGAAGACGGAGAUAAAUGGUUAAAACCGAACACAGUACGUCAUCGGAGAGCCUCACGACUUCAAGCUCCUCUCAGUCAUUCACACGAGUCUCUCAUUGCCUUGGAACAUGAUCACCAAGGUCAUCGAAUCUCAGCGGCCGGCAGCGUCAACAACAUUAACGCCGCUAACAGUGAUGACGAUGAGGAUCUCAAAGUGGAGGAAAUCGGCAGAGUCGCGGGCUGGGCCGUCAACUUCGAGAAACUUCUCAAAGAUGGGUCAGGAUUGGUUAUUUUUACGGAAUUUCUGAAAAAAGAAUUCAGCCAGGAGAACAUAAUUUUCUGGAGGGCGGUGGAACAGUACAAAAAACUCGUGGAGGCCGACAAACGCAAAGCCAGGGCCAAGGAAAUCUUCACGAAACACGUGUCUGUGAAGGCCACGGACCCAAUUAACAUCGAGCAGAACGCCCGGCAGCAAGUGGAGAAACAGCUGGACAAUCCCAGCAUUAGUACAUUUGAUCGACCACAACAAGAGAUCUUCAAGCUGAUGAAACAAGACAGCUACCCCAGGUUCAUUAAAUCAGAGAUGUACAAAGUCUACCUCAUGAGAGAAAUGGAGGGAAAGCCUCUCCAGCUACCAAAGCCCGAGGGGGAAGAACAGGGGGGAAAAGGAAAGAAAGACAAGAAAAAAUCUAAAGACAAGGACGCCGAGGAGAAAGACAAGGAGAAGAGACGACGAUCACUGCUCCCCCUACCCUGGGGAAAAAAAACCAGUAAACAGAAUCUCAAGGUGACCUCCGACACAGACCUGAAGAAACAGAACAAAGAGAAAGAGAAGAUGUCGGUGUCGUCGUCGGCUGUUACUAAGGAAGUGAACAACAACCUGAUGUCACAGCGCAAGCCGGCCUCGGGACCCGGGAUUGACCUCAGUACCAUGAGGAAAGAAGUCCAAGCUAACACCAAAGAGGUCAAAGACAAAGAUGGUACAGAAGAGAAGAACAUGAAGUUCUGUCGUGUGAUCCUGCCCGACGGAUCCACCACUGUGGUGUGUACCAAGCCGGGUCAGAACAUCCGCACCGUGCUGGGACGACUGUGUGAGAAACGGAGCCUCUCCAUCGCAGCCGUAGACGUCUUCCAGCUGGGGUCAGACAAGCCUCUGGAUUUGGGCGAAGACAUUUCCACACUGGGGUCAAAGGAGGUCAUGAUCGAAAGACGUGUGUUGUUCCGUAUGGAUCUUCCUCACAGGAAAUCAAUCGGAGUCAAGGCCAAGCCCAAUCGUACAGUCCGUGAUGUGUUCAAACCAAUCCUCAACAAAUAUGGCUUUAAGCUGGAUAAUAUAACUGUUCAGUUGUCAGGACAGACAGGAUAUGUAGACAUUGACGAACAAGUCUCCACCAUUGAUAACCAGCGCGUUGUGAUCUCAACCAUUGAAAACUCAGGAUCUCAAGCUAGUUCUAGUGAUGGCUCCACAUCUAAUGUCUCGCCAAUGGCCGUAAAAUAUCCCCCCGAUUUCCACGUCGACCCCCAGAGCUGCUCGAUCUCUCUGGAUGCAAUCACCAAUCGUAUCUUUGAGGAUUUAUUGAAAGGCAAAUCCAAGAAGGCUCAUAAUUUUGACGAACUUGGAAUUUUAGAUUUGGAUUCGCGGGAGAAGGAAGCCUUGAGAGGAACAGCCGACGAUCGUCCAUCUUUGGGUUUGUUUGGUCUGCUGAGAAAAGACUCAGCAUACGGAAAACAGGCGUCGGAGCUAGCAAAGACGAAGACCCGCCACAAAGUUACAUUUAACCUGCAGAAAAACCAAACACGCAAGUCCUCCAGGGACCCAGAUGAGGAGAGAUUCCUUGAACUGUUAACUAAAGCACAGAGCAGUCGUAUGGACGAUCAAAGGGGAUUAGGAACAUCAGCUUCGGAAAUUCCCGAAUUUUUACGGAACAAAGUGGAAUAUCCCUCUGGAAGGGAGAGUGCUCCUCCAAUUCUGAAACACGAUAAUAAAUCUCACCGCAAGGGAAUGGUGGGAAAUCCCGAAGACUACGUGCAAAACGAAAACGAAUAUUUUACGUCGUACACACGGGGUCAGGUGUCGAUGAGACCCUCCUCUGUUCCAGCAGAUUCAUUUCAAGAUCACUCAUCCUCUCAAGGAGUUAUGGACUCUAACGACGACAGUUAUUUUGUGAAUCAGGACCAGAGUUUUAGUGCUGAUGGAGUGCUACCGUCGUCCAGUGAAGCGGACAUCUAUUUUCAGACCACGGAUCCCGACAGUGCUGACUUUGACGAUCCCCGAUUGGCCGAGAAAGGCUUACGGGACCUGGGCUUUGAUUACAGUUAUAACAUGUAUCAAGCUAAGGCCUGGGGGUAUUCUCGACAUAGGCCCACAGGACUCUCACCUACAAGGCAAAAGAAACAGACGCCCGUUAAACAAUUAGUGACAUCCAAUGAAAGAUUCUCGCUAGACGAGGCUGCUCUUAUGGACAAUAGUAGGGAUAUGGACAAAACAUUAGUGGCGCCGCAAUUGGAAGAAAGACCGAAUUCUUUACCGGCAGCCAUGGAUCGCAUUUCACCGAGAACAUUUAAUUCACCUGUAGUGUCACCAUUCGGAGCUUAUGCGAGAAACUAUGUCGGUGAAAACACUGUGAAUCAUUCAACUCCGAAGGCAGAGUCUGUGUCAUCCCGAUACUCUAAUCAUAGAUCAGCAUUUUACACGCCUGAUGUUCACGUGGGAUCACCGAUCCCAGGGAAUUCGUCUUUCAGUGGAGAUAUGAACGAGUCUCAAAAAGCCAUGAUUAUAGACCUGGGGAGCUCUGAUGAAAAUGUCACUUUUGUAUAGUAUCUUUAGAUUUGUCAGGUUUUAAAUUUUAUUUCAAUUUCAGGUACUUUCUUUUUUUGAGUUAGUGCUAUCAGUUUUCAUUGUGCUAUCGCUUUUGAAGUACAUGUAAUUUUUUUUUACCGACUUUGUUUUAAACUGUACAGAAUAACCCUAGAGCAAAUCAUAGAUCUAAGUUUUUAAAAAGUCAUUCUUCAUAAGUUUAUUGCAUUUAAAAAAUGUGAUACAUGUUAAAAAGAAAAGUAGCUUUAAAAAUGGAAUAUUGAGUAUGAAUAUUUGUGUAAAAGAUGUAAAUGUGUGAACCUGUAAUAUUCAAGUCAACUGCCACUCACAGUGAAUAUGUAAUAUGGUGCUAAUUUGUGUAGUCAUUCUGCAUGUGUGUAAAUAUUUUGAAACCUGAAAGUAUGAGUGGUGUGUAUAUUGUCUUUUUUUUGUGUAACAGCAAAAGAAAAAAGUAUUUCUAUAUUAAAUGACCCUAAAAAUGAAUAAAAAACGUAAGCCAUA
Saccostrea cuccullata (small rock oyster) is the source of this 6998-nucleotide messenger RNA. RefSeq lists its product as uncharacterized. The record is from RefSeq and is a predicted model, not a curated record. Gene Ontology annotation, molecular function: metal ion transmembrane transporter activity; protein binding; GTPase activator activity. Gene Ontology annotation, biological process: signal transduction; transmembrane transport; metal ion transport. NCBI's taxonomy places the organism in Eukaryota, Metazoa, Mollusca, Bivalvia, Ostreida, Ostreidae. Gene Ontology annotation, cellular component: plasma membrane; nucleus; cytoplasm.